UUUGCAAGGAUGGAGAACAUAGAAGUGUUCACCUCUGAAGGUAAAGGACGAGGUCUCAAAUCCGUCAGGGAAGUUUGGGCUGGAGAUGUCAUCUUUGCAGAGCCGGCUUAUGCUGCCGUAGUAUUUGACAACCUUACACAUACUGUGUGCCAUUCAUGCUUCAAGAGACAAGAAAAGCUCCAACGCUGUGGACAGUGUAAAUUCGCUCACUACUGUGACCGCACCUGUCAGAAGGACUCCUGGGUCAACCACAAACAUGAGUGUGCGGCCAUCAAGAAACUUUGCAAAACUCCGAAUGAGAACAUCAGGCUUGCCGCUAGAAUCAUGUGGAGGAUAGAGAGAGAAGGAAGUGGCCUGACAGAAGGAUGUUUGGUCUCCGUCGAUGAUCUUCAAAACCACCUAGAAGACUUUGAAACAGAGGAGAAGAACGGACUGAUGGAUGAUGUUCAGAGUUUUCUGGAUUAUUGGCCCAGUACGAGUAAACAGUUUGGCAUGCAGUAUGUCUCACACAUCUUUGGGUUGAUAAGCUGUAAUGGAUUUACUUUAAGCGAUCAAAGAGGCCUUCAAGCUGUCGGAGUUGGAAUUUUCCCAAAUCUUUGUCUCGUAAACCAUAACUGCUGGCCAAACUGCACAGUGAUAUUCAACAAUGGCAAUCAUGAGGCUGUAAAAUCAAUGUAUCAUACACAGAUGAGAAUUGAGCUCCGAGCCCUUGGGAAGAUCAACAAAGGAGAGGAGCUAAGCGUGUCCUAUGUCGACUUCCUUAAUCUUAGCGAAGAGAGAAAAAAACAGUUGAAGAAACAGUACUACUUUGACUGCACGUGUGAAUACUGUACAAAGGGGACCAAGGAUGAUCUGUUGUUGGGCGUAAUAGAUGGAGAAGAUAAGCCUACAGAAGAUGUGGUGAAAGAAGUCAUACAAUACUCAAAGAACACCUUGGAGAAAAUAGACAAAGCUCGGGCUGAAGGAUCUUACCAUCAGGUGGUGAAACUUUGCCGUGAAUGUCUCAAGAGGCAGGAACCAGUCUUGGCAGACAGCAAUAUCUACAUGCUUCAGAUCCUGAGCAUAAACUCUGAGGUGCUGUCCUACCUCCAGAUGUUUGAGGAAGCUGCUGAGAACGCCAAGAAAAUGGUGGAUGGUUAUUUGAAAAUAUACCAUCCAAACAAUGCCCAGCUUGGGAUGGCCAUAAUGAGGGCUGGGGUCACACAUUGGCAUGCUGGACUCAUUGAAGUUGGCCAUGGGAUGAUCUGCAAGGCUUUUGCUAUCCUCCUCAUAACUCAUGGACCCUCUCACCCUAUUACCAAAGAUCUGGAGGCGAUGCGUGGUCAGACAGAAAUGGAGCUGAGGAUGUUCCGGGAGAAUGAAUAUGUCUAUUACAAGAUGAGAGAAGCCGCUCUCUCCAACAAACCCUUUCAGGUUAUGGAAGAGCCAGCAAAUGAGGCUCCACCAGCCAUCUUCAAUAAGAAACCAUAGGCAGACAUGACCCCUCCAUUCUUCUGAUCCUUCCAUCCCUGACCAGUGUCCAAUCCACAAUGCAGAUCUAUCAAGACGCUACCACAACGAGAAGAAAUAUCUAUUGAUAUACAAAUGUACAGGCUUGAUCUGCUUGGAGUGUUAAAGGGGUACUCCACUGGAAAACAUU
Molecule: messenger RNA, 1639 nt
Organism: Hyla sarda
Lineage: Eukaryota; Metazoa; Chordata; Amphibia; Anura; Hylidae
Product: histone-lysine N-methyltransferase SMYD1-like
Exons: 10
Coding region: 10-1470 (486 amino acids)
Cellular component (GO): nucleus
Molecular function (GO): protein binding; histone H3K4 methyltransferase activity
Source: RefSeq, a predicted model, not a curated record